Molecule: messenger RNA, 616 nt
Organism: Rubroshorea leprosula
Lineage: Eukaryota; Viridiplantae; Streptophyta; Magnoliopsida; Malvales; Dipterocarpaceae
Source: the annotation of a GenBank genome assembly
CCAACCCAAAAUCCCCCUGUUUUCUGUAAAUUUGUUUGAUUCUUCCAAGCCAAAAACCCACAGAGCACAAAAGCCAAAGGUGAAGUAGAAGGAGAGCAAAAUGGAGGGUCUUAUUCCUUGUGUGUAUAGAGCCAUAGUUCAAUACAGGAAUGGAAAAGAAGGCGCACUAGCAACUUGGUUCAAUGAGUCCCCCUCGCCUUCCUACAUGCGACUCCCUGGUGAUUCCGGUCGGUUCCAAAUCUCAGAUGGUUUUUCAACUUCUUCAACUUCUUCCGUCACUACUACUUCUAACACUGCUCAGAUUAUCAUAUCCACCGGAGUUCACCAAUCUCCGGUCCAUCGCUUCACCUCUCGCCGUCUGGUCGCCUGAUCAGGAUGAUCGUGGAUUUAUAUAUAGUACCGGAAUUGACAUGCCAUGAAGUAAGAUGAUGGUGUGAAAAGCUUUAUGUAUGUGAAUUAAAUGUUCUGUUUGCUUUUAAUUUUCUUAAUGUUUUUAGUGUAAUGAAAAAUUAUGUGUAGGAGAGGCCGAAGGGAAUCAUCCUAUACGAACAUUGUGUGUAGUGUGAAAUGUGAAGGAAAAGGAAAUUAGUUAUGAAAAUAAUUCAUUUGUGAUGUC